Molecule: messenger RNA, 1064 nt
Organism: Sorghum bicolor (sorghum)
Lineage: Eukaryota; Viridiplantae; Streptophyta; Magnoliopsida; Poales; Poaceae
Exons: 8
Coding region: 283-765 (160 amino acids)
Source: RefSeq, a predicted model, not a curated record
UGCAGCUCAGCGCCGACGCUCCAUCUUCCUCGCAGCGCCGCGCUCGGUCCCUCAGCGACGGAGGGGCAGUCCCAGGCUCGGCGGCGGCGUCGGCGGCUCCCCCUCCCGCCUCUCGCCAGUCGCCUCGCGCCCUCGCCUCCGUCCUCCGCGCAGCGGCCGUCGACCCUGCUUGAGCGUGUGGUGCAUUGAGGGAAGCUACUGGUUGGUGCUCACAGGCUCUGCUAAUUUAUGCCAGUCCUGUUAGGACAACGUUGCACCUAAACUUGAAUUGGAUCCUUGGAGAUGAUGGAUGAGUCUUUUCUUGAUAGGAUGGUUUCUCAACUUCGGUCAACAUGCAAGUACUACACUGGAUAUCCCAAGGACCUAGGGCCAUCAAGAAUUAUACCAUUCACAUCUGAGCGUCAGUUUGUGCAGCUAUUACAUGAAGGCAGGCCUGUAGUUGUUGCCUUUACUAUUAAGUGCACAUAUACACAGCAUCUUGAUAAAGUACUGGAAGAGGCUGCGGCUAAGUUUUACCCACAUAUCAAGUUUGUCCGAGUUGAGUGCCCGAAGUACCCAGGGUUUUGCCUCACAAGGCAAAGAAAUGAAUAUCCAUUUGUUGAAGUAUUUUACAACCCAGAACAGGCUGCAAGCCAAGGAAAGAGCGUGGAUCCUAACAUCACUAAGUAUUCUGUAAAAGUGCUACCUUUCAACUAUGACCAGAGCGUGUAUGGAUUUCGAGAAUAUUUCAGGAAGCAUGGUUUCAAGUAUUCUGAAACAAACUAAUCUGCCUUAAGAGUAGUCCUAGGGAACUAUUGCAGUUGUUUGGAAUUGGAAUGUCGUGCCUUAACUCUUGUUCAUUCAAGAAGUGGCUGUCAUGUAUUCAUGUAUACGGGGUACUGUCCAUGCCUAUAGAUUAGCUUUGCCAUACCUAUGAACCAUUGGAUUUAGUUAAUUAUUUAUACCUCUCAAAGACAUGACAGAGGAUCUUGCAUCAUCUUUUCUCCAGCGCUAUUGAUUUGUGUUGUGACUGGGCUGUUGUAUGAUCAGAGUUUGCAGGUGUUACUUGUUAUUAGAGGGCAAAA